This is a messenger RNA of Durusdinium trenchii, 1704 nucleotides long. The record is from the annotation of a GenBank genome assembly. NCBI's taxonomy places the organism in Eukaryota, Dinophyceae, Suessiales, Symbiodiniaceae.
AUGCAGUGGCCUUGCCUGCUAUUCAUAGGUCUAUUUCUGGAGCUGACGAAGGUGCACUCUGGACCAGCAUUUCCACUGCACACAAGCGGACGUGUGAUUCUUGAUGCGGAAGGACAUCGUGUGCGGCUGAAGUGUGUGAAUUGGUAUGGAGCACAUCUGCCGCAACUGGUCGCAAAUGGAUUGGAUCGACGGCAACCAGGAGAGAUUGCUGAAACCAUUGCAAAGUCCGGCUUCAAUUGUGUCCGGCUUCCCUUCAGCUUGGAUGGUGUCAUUGGCAACUUUACGAUUCCUAACCCGAAGGUGUCGCUGGCCGGAUGUCCCGAGCUACAGGACCUCUCGCCCUUGGAGGUUUUUGACAGCACAGUCAAUGCCCUCACUAAGAGUGGCUUGAUGGUCAUUCUAAACAACCACGUUUCCACAAGUAUGUGGUGUUGCAGCCUUUCUGAUGGAGAAGGCCUUUGGUACACAGAAAAGUACCCAGAAUCAUCCUUUUUCCAAGCUUUAAGCUUCAUGGCUCAACGCUAUAAGGGCAAUCCAUUGGUGAUCGGUUUCGAUCUGCGCAACGAGAUUCGACCAUCAGGUGGACGAUGGCCACAGUGGGGAAGCAAAAACAAUGCAACUGAUUGGGCUGCUGCUGCAGUUGUCGCUGCAAAAGGAGUGCUGGAUGCAAAUGAGAACAUGCUGAUCAUUGUCUCGGGUCUCUAUUUCAGUAUCUUCCUGUGCCAGGUCCCAGUCUACCCUUUGCACGAGGUUCCUUUUCUCCAUGGGCGUCUCGUUUAUACAGCCCAUGAGUAUAACUGGUUCAAUUUUCAUCUCGCAGCUCGCAAGGGAAUCGAGAUUUACAUCGUCGUCGCUCUUGCCGUGCUCCCACUAUGCUGGCUUGGACGAUGCCUCAGCCAAUCCUUGCGUCUUCCAGCGUGUCCCUGCUGUCGAAGGGCAGUUGAACCAGCACGGGAAUGUUGCAGGGGCCCUUCCAGAAGCCUUGGCAGCUGUGGCCUGUUCUUUCAGUUUUCAGCUGCGGCCCUCUGUGCCACGCUUUUCGCUUUUGGCCUAAAGUUUUCAGAAAGCUUCAUCCAACAGUGCGACAUCAUUGGUGUUUACAUCGCUCUAUUUUGCGGUGUACUGACACCCACAUGUGCCCUUCUCAGUUUGAUCCUGUGGAGCAGAGCUGCCUUCAACAUCAUUGCGCGGCGCGUAGAGAUCCGAGAAGCCGCCGUGCAGUUUGAGUUGCCGAUCUUGUCCAGGGACCUUGAUCGAGAAACCACCGUGGGUGAAACACCUCGAGAAGUGCGCAAUUCGACCAGCGGCUGCCAUGGCUGCGAUUUUCCACAGCAAGCCAAACACUGUCGUGGAACUGGUUGCCUUCUUGCGAUUCUGAUGCUCACUACCGUGUGCAUCCUUAUUAGUGUUUGGUAUGAGUUUGGUCAAUAUCCGGCCUUCGCAAAAGAGUUGGACUUUAAGUGGGGUUUUUUGAUGUCAGGCGCUAACCCGGCACCUGUGUGGCUUGGAGAGUUUGGUACUCAAAGAGAAUCUCUGUGGUGGAAACAUAUAUUAAGAUAUCUCCACGAGCAUGAUGCAGAUUUUGCCUAUUGGAGUGUGAAUGGUGAGAAGUACAAUGGGAUAUCAGAGAGUUUUGGCCUUUUCAUGGAGGAUUUUGAGACCGUUCGGGAUCCGUGGAAGUUGGCCCAACUACAAGCCUUGUAG